AUGUGUGGUGGACAAGUAGAAUGGGUUACUUAUAGUCAUGUUGGACAUCUCUAUCGAGGACCACGUCGACGAAGUAUGCAUCCUCGAGGUGGAAAUCUUCGUCAAAGUCAUAUCAAUCAUUUGCGUGUUGCUGAAAUUUGGAUGGGUGACUAUAAAAAAUAUUAUCUGCAUCGUCAUCCAAAUCACAUUCAACUUGAUAUGGGUGAUACAAGUGAAUAUAAAGCAUUGAGAUAA
Messenger RNA from Rotaria socialis, 234 nucleotides. The record is from the annotation of a GenBank genome assembly. NCBI's taxonomy places the organism in Eukaryota, Metazoa, Rotifera, Eurotatoria, Philodinida, Philodinidae.